Molecule: messenger RNA, 1731 nt
Organism: Lytechinus variegatus (green sea urchin)
Lineage: Eukaryota; Metazoa; Echinodermata; Echinoidea; Temnopleuroida; Toxopneustidae
Exons: 1
Coding region: 1-1731 (576 amino acids)
Biological process (GO): DNA integration
Molecular function (GO): nucleic acid binding
Source: RefSeq, a predicted model, not a curated record
AUGCUGAGUGAUGCCGAAUUCAGAUACUCUGUCAUUGAGAAAGAAAUGCUUGGUAUUGUAUUUGCACUGGAGAAAUGGAAUCAAUACACCUAUGGCCGUGAAAUAACUGUGUUCACUGACCACAAACCUCUUGAAAGUAUCUGCAAGAAACACCUUGAUAGAGCUCCAAAGCGUCUGCAAGGGUUACUCCUACGAGCUCUUGCAUAUGACAUACAAGUGAGAUAUCUCAAGGGCAAGGACAAUGUUCUGGCUGAUGCUCUUAGCCGUGCUUCUCUUCCCUAUGAGAGUGGACAACAUGAUCUAGAAGUGGUGAAUCCUGUUAACCACUUAUCACUCCCUGAUGACAGGAUAGCAGAGAUAAAGAGACAGACUGCCAAUGACCCUACUCUCUGCCAACUCAAAGACACCAUUCUUGAAGGGUGGCCAGACCACAAGUCACAACUUCCUCAGUCACUCACCCCAUACUUUGGUUUCAGAGAUGAACUUUCUGUCAGUGAUGAUCUAAUCUUCAAGGGUGAACGACUUGUAGUCCCAAAACAAGUCAGGCACAAGAUGAAAGAGGAGUUACAUCGUGGUCACAAUGGUGUCGAGUCAACUUUGAGGAGAGCUCGUGAUCAUCUCUACUGGCCGGGCAUGAGUAAAGAAAUCAAGGAAUUUAUUCAAACGUGUGCCACAUGCCAAGAAAACUCUAUCUCACAGCCUCCCCAGCCUUUGAUGCCUCAUCAGAUUAUUGGAAGACCAUGGGCCAAGGUUGGAAUUGAUCUCUUCCAUCAUGGUCAUGACAAUUAUCUGCUCAUGGUCUGUUAUUACUCCAAUUUCUUUGAAAUGGAAAAGCUACAGAGGACAACUGCCCCUGCAGUCAUCAAGAAAUUGAAACACCAUUUUGGCAGAUAUGGAGUACCUGAAAUCAUAGUAUCUGACAACGGUCCUCCUUUCUCCUCUAGGGAAUUUGCUGAAUUUGCAAAAAAGCUUGGAGUUGAGCACAAUACCAUCUCUCCAUACAACAGCAAAGCUAAUGGCAAAGCAGAGUCUGCUGUCAAGACUGCAAAAAGACUACUUACAAGAUGCAAGGAUACUGGUGAUGAUGUUGAUCUAGCCUUACUCAACAUUCGCAACACCCCUACACAAGGUAUCCAGAGUAGUCCAGUCCAGAGAUUCAUGGGUCGUCGGACUCGUACUCUCAUCCCCACUUCAACUCGGUUGCUUGCACCUGAUCGCAACCCACAGGCUGAUCUUGAGAGACUGAAAGAAAGCCAGAAACGUCAAGCAAAGUAUUUCAACAGAGAUACAAGAAAGUUGAAAGAUCUCUCACCAGGAGCAGUAGUAAGAGUCAAGCCAUUCAACAAUGACAAGAAGUGGAAGAAAGCAGUUAUCCUUAAGAAACUGGAUGACCGUUCCUAUGAAGUUCGCUGUGAGGGCCAGGUUCUCAGAAGGAACAGAGAACACCUCAGAGCCACAUCUGAACCACAAGAUGUACAUGACACUGGGCCUGCUCUUUUCAACUGGAGACGUUCUGAUGGUAAUCCUCAACCUGAUGUACCAACUACUGAGCACCAUACUUCCCAUACUAGGACCCAGAUAUCCCAGACCGCGGAUAUUAACAGUCCGGAGAAGUCGCGUGAUCCAAACUUGAAUACCACAGAAACGGAACCAACCAACCCAGCUUCCCUGAGACGAUCUAGACGUCAGCGACGCGAACCGCUUAAGAUGAGGGAUUUUGUUACGUUUUGA